UUGCGUGUGUCAGCUCAAGUUGGUGAUGAAACCGGAGGAAGGCACAUCUGUGUUGGGAAUUAAUGGGCUCGGAAUACAAUGCUGAUACCGGAAUGUACAGUUCAGUUACACUCUACUACUAAGCUAGCUGGUCUUGUUCGUACAGUCCGGUCGGGUCCGUCAGUCAGACCUGCGUGUGUUGUUUUGUGUGACUGAAGGAAGUCUGAAGCAAUGAAGGUUGGGUUGGGUGUGCCUGGGCCUGCAUGCAUUAUGUUGGGUUUAUUGAUAUAACUUUGUUCAACCGACCGACUGGUGUGCCCACAAUCAACUCAUCAACAGUUGAACCCAGAGACAGAGAGAGAUUAAAGGAAGGACAGCUGCGCGCCUACAUGCCUCUCCUCUGACCAAACUAGAAGAGUUGUGCGAAACAAAAUCGUGAGCAAAAUAUCAAGACCAGCUAUUGUUUGCAUCCAUGAUUGCUUGUUGGAUGGAUUCUGCUUGUUUCCAAGCCGUCUACAUUGCACGAGCUGUACGGGGGGCGCAAUUCGAGUGGAGUGAAGAGAUGGAUCAGCCCGGCCGGCGCAUUCGCGAAGGCUACCGUUUGUCCGCUUGUCGGAGGUUCGGCCGGGCCGGGACUAGUCCAACUCCAACAGUGCAGCCCGAGUGCGGCGUGGAGUGGAGAGAGGUGGGUGAUCUCGGGUCUCGGCCGCCGAGAUCAGGAUACGGGAGGGGGGCUCCAGAGACCCGAGAUGUUCGCGACGGCGGCGCGGUGGGUGGGCAAGAAGGGGAAGCCCAAGAUGGGGCCGAUCGAGCUGACGGCGGCGCCGGAGCAGGCGCAGUCCAUCACCCGCACCAUCUUCGACGUCGUCAGGGAGCACGGCCCGCUCACCAUCACCGACGUCUGGGAGCACGUCAAGGGAGUUGGGCUGAGAGGUUUGACGAGCAAGAGGCAGAUGAAGAUCAUGCUGCGGUGGAUGAGAGAGAGGCAGAAGCUCAGGCUCAUCUGCGACCAUGACGGACCUCACAAGCAGUUCCUCUACACGACAUGGUUCACAAACCCAAAGAACGCGCCGCAGAGGCCCCAGAGGGAGCUCAAAGGGGAGCAUCCCAAGCCCUGAUCACACAUCUCCAUAUCCAGCUCCAAUCCAACCAAAUUGCUCUGUAAUUGUACAAACAUAUGCUAAUUAUCUACUUCCAGAGAGUUUCAACUUGUUUCAAUCA
Brachypodium distachyon (stiff brome) is the source of this 1200-nucleotide messenger RNA. RefSeq lists its product as uncharacterized. Bases 729 to 1097 code for a protein of 122 amino acids. NCBI's taxonomy places the organism in Eukaryota, Viridiplantae, Streptophyta, Magnoliopsida, Poales, Poaceae. The transcript has 3 exons. The record is from RefSeq and is a predicted model, not a curated record.